AUGACCAAUGAAAGCGUCGAUGACAUAAAUGUCGGCGUUGCCCUUACUACGGCGCUGCUCCUUCCUGGUGAUUUGGAGCGGAAUGCCGGGUAUAGUGAAUAUGAGAACUAUGCCCUAAUGCUCCAGCACUCUGUUCAACUGGUCGACCUGAGGAGGGAGGUUUCUGCCCUCAAAAAGGAGAAUAAAACCCUUCUUUCAAAAAUGAAAAAGCUGGAAGACCAGACUGAGGCUGCCACCAAAGCCCAAACCUUAGCCGAGGAAAAGGCCGAAUCUGCUGAGGCCAUCAAGACAGUUACUGAAUCCCAAAAGAAAGAGGCCGAGGCGAGAGCGGCCCAGGCCGAGAAGGAACUUCAGGAAGCCUUGGCCACAAAGGAAGCCGAAAUCAAAAAGGCUGAUGAGAAGGCAUAUGCUCAGGGCAUGGCCAACGUCACUGAGGAUUACAAGCUUCAAGCCGAAGAAGAAUCUGAGUCUGAGUCUGAAGCCGAGGAUGAGGAUAACAAUGAUAAUGAGGCCUUGGUGAGGAAAUCCAAGGAUGCUGCUGAAGCCAAAACCAUUCCUCCAACUGAGCAAGUCAUGGACUUAACUUUGGAUGAAGAGGGUGAUGAGGUUGGGGAGGCGCCCAAGGAAGCUGUUACAGGGCAAUUAUCAUCCGACCUUCUAUGUAAGCCGAGGUCAUCGUCUGCGACGACCUCGGGGUCCAAAAAAUCUGAUGUUCCUUGGGCUCCCCAGAUUACUUUGGAAGAUAGGCCCAUAAUGACCAAUGAAAGCGUCGAUGACAUAAAUGUCGGCGUUGCCCUUACUACGGCGCUGCUCCUUCCUGGUGAUUUGGAGCGGAAUGCCGGGUAUAGUGAAUAUGAGAACUAUGCCCUAAUGCUCCAGCACUCUGUUCAAGCUGAGGCUGCCACCAAAACCCAAACCUUAGCCGAGGAAAAUGCUGAAUCUGCUGAGGCCAUCAAGACAGUUGCUGAAUCCCAAAAGAAAGAGGCCGAGGCGAGAGCGGCCCAGGCCGAGAAGGAACUUCAGGAAGCCUCGGCCACAAAGGAAGCCGAAAUCAAAAAGGCUGAUAAGAAGGCAUAUGCUCAGGGCGUGGCCAACGUCACUAAGGAUUACAAGCUUCAAGUCAGGCAGGCCGAAGAAGAAUCUGAGUCUGAGUCUGAAGCCGAGGAUGAGGAUAACAAUGAUAAUGAGGCCUUGGUGAGGAAAUCCAAGGAUGCUGCUGAAGCCAAAACCCAUCCUCCAACUGAGCAAGUCAUGGACUUAACCUUGGAUGAAGAGGGUGAUGAGGUUGGGAAGGCGCCCAAGGAAGCUGUUACAGGGCAAUUAUCAUCCGACCUUCUCUUAGCUGAAAGAAGUCUUGACAAAAUGCUUGCAGAGAUUGAUGCCGAGCUGGCUGCAGAGAAGGCUGCCGAAUUAGCUGAUGUAUCUUCUGCUUCUGUUGAGCUGGCUGCAGAGAAGGCUGCCGAAGUAGUUCCCCAGGAAUCGGCCGAGGUCCAAACCCAAAUCGCUCCUGAAACUGAGGAAUCAUAA
Messenger RNA from Camellia sinensis, 1527 nucleotides. Lineage: Eukaryota; Viridiplantae; Streptophyta; Magnoliopsida; Ericales; Theaceae. The record is from RefSeq and is a predicted model, not a curated record.